AUAUUAACUUCAAAGAUAAGAAAUUUAGUUCCAAGUUUUUAUGUUGGUUUAUUGUUGUUCUAACCUAGCUUUUGACACACAUAACCUCAGAUUUAAAUGUUGUAUUGAUAAACGUGUUAAACAAAUCCCGAUUCUUUUUGAAUAAAGAUAUUCAGUUACUGUUGAUGUAUAAUAUAAAAUGAUUUCAGAAGAAAAUAAAUAUAAUUUUUACGUUGGAACUUCUCGGGGAGCUAUUAUAGUGACUAAAGGUGAUCCCAAAGAAAAACUCGUGUAUGCGAAGACAGAAGAACCAUCUGAGAUAACGUCUCUGUCCUUUGGCAGAGCUGAUGAAGAGUUAAUUUGUGGAUAUGAGAGUGGAGAGACUCGCCUUUACAAUUCCUUAACAAAUAAAUACACAAAAACUAUAUCUAAUACAGAAGGAGAUGGUAGAGUUUGUGGUUUGGGCGUUGUAAAUAAAACAAUAAUUAUAGGAAAACAUGAUGGUGUCAUAAAUUUAUGGAAUGGAAAGAAAAAUGAUUUCUUUUCAAUAAAUUUAGAUGAAAAAAGUACAAUGGAAACACUCGUUCAAAAUUCAAACAGGGAAGGUGUUGUUGGUUUAGGAGGGGAAUUUAAUGAUUUUAAAUUGUGGAAUAUUGAAACAAAACAACAAAUCUUUAAAGCUAAAUCGAUGGGACAUGACGAAUUAAAUUUGGCUAUACCGACAUCAGUUAGGGGCAUUUGCUUUUUCUCUGAAAGUGAAUAUUUAAGUGCUUGUGCUACAAAGGAAGGACAUGUAUUAAUGUAUGAUGACAGAGCACAAAGAAGGCCAGUGGUAAAAUUCUUUGAACAGAAAGCUAGCUUUACUUGCAUAUCUACUGCUCAUAGAGAAAGACAAUGUUUAGUGGGAACCACCAAAGGUUACAUGAUGCUUUUGGAUAUGAAGGCUGGUAAAACUAUGAAAACAUUUAUGUCAUUCUCUGGUGGAGUUACAGGUAUACAGUGUGACCCUAUAGAGCCAAUUGUUGUUUCUAGCAGUUUGGAUAGGCAUUUGAGAAUACAUAACUUAGAAACGAAACAAUUAAUUGAAAAAGUGUAUUUGAAACAAAAUUUAACGAAAAUUUUGAUGAAGCCUAUAGUAAAGAAUGAACCUGAUGAUAAAGAUACUGAUAAAGAGAAAGUUGGUGAUGAAGAAUUUGAUGCUAUGUUUAAUAACAUGGACACAGUAACUGAUGAAGAACCUAAGAAGGAAAAAAGGAAAUUAAUUGAGUCAUCAGAUGUUUCAAAAAAGAAGAAAAAGAAAAAAGUUGUAAAACCGUAAAUAAACAAAUAUUUU
This is a messenger RNA of Aethina tumida (small hive beetle), 1312 nucleotides long. RefSeq names its product WD repeat-containing protein 74. NCBI's taxonomy places the organism in Eukaryota, Metazoa, Arthropoda, Insecta, Coleoptera, Nitidulidae. The record is from RefSeq and is a predicted model, not a curated record. The transcript is spliced from 5 exons. Bases 179 to 1297 code for a protein of 372 amino acids. Gene Ontology annotation, biological process: ribosomal large subunit biogenesis. Gene Ontology annotation, molecular function: protein binding. Gene Ontology annotation, cellular component: nucleolus; preribosome, large subunit precursor.